Messenger RNA from Benincasa hispida (wax gourd), 1985 nucleotides. RefSeq names its product protein NRT1/ PTR FAMILY 2.7-like. The record is from RefSeq and is a predicted model, not a curated record. Lineage: Eukaryota; Viridiplantae; Streptophyta; Magnoliopsida; Cucurbitales; Cucurbitaceae. Gene Ontology annotation, molecular function: transmembrane transporter activity. Gene Ontology annotation, cellular component: membrane. Gene Ontology annotation, biological process: transmembrane transport; oligopeptide transport.
GAACAUAAUGAUGACAAAAUUCAAAAGGAAAACACACACACACUAGAGCCUAGAAAAUUAAUAUAAAUUGUGAGAUUGUGUUCCAAAUUUAUUAGUUGACUUUCCAAAACUUUCUCCAAAUCUCAUAAACAUGGGAGGAGGAAACACAGAAGAAUCUCAAACUUCCAAGAAACAUGGUGGUUGGAUCACCUUCCCCUUCAUCCUAGGUUCUUUUGGUUGCAUAACACUGGCGACGGGAGGAUGGCUAGCAAAUUUGAUAGUAUAUUUGAUUAAUGAAUACAACAUUGAUAGUAUUGAUGCUACUUUGAUUUUCAACGUUGUUAGUGGCUGUCUUUGUGUUUUUCCUGUUCUUGGAGCUGUUCUUGCUGACUCUUUCUUUGGAUCUUUCUCCGUCAUUGCCAUUUCCACUUCCAUUUCUCUUCUGGGCAUGAUUUCCCUAACACUAACAGCAACUAUCCAUUCUCUAAGGCCUCAACCACCAUGUGAUCAUAGUGCCUCAGUCACAUGUUCUUCAUCCCCUUCAAAACUCCAAUACACAAUUUUGUACUCAAGCAUUAUCCUUGCAUGUGUUGGAUCUGGAGGCUCUCGUUUCACUACAGCAACCCUUGGAGCAAACCAAUUUGAUACAAUUAAAAACCAAAACAUUUUCUUCAACUGGUUUUUUGUCACUCUCUAUGCUGGAUUUGUUGCUAGCUCCACAGCCAUUGUCUACAUUCAAGACAAUGUCAGCUGGGGUUGGGGCUUUGGCAUCUGCCUCGCCGCCAACGUCCUUGCCCUUGCUAUUUUCUUGUUAGGAAAUCGAUUCUAUCGCCUCGAUAAGCCAAGAGGAAGCCCCUUCACUGCGCUCGCUCGAGUUCUGGUCGCCAAUGCUCGGAAAAGGCUGGCCGGGGUGCCAUUGACCAGUGAUAAUGGUUGUUACUAUUAUGGUGAGGACCAAGUUGUGGAUGGAGUGUUGACAAAGAGUUUUAGAUGUUUGAAUCGUGCGGCUCUAGUAACACAAGGAGAUGUCCAUUUGGAUGGCACAAUUGCAAAACCUUGGAGGCUAUGUAAAGUACAAGAAGUAGAAGACUUCAAAACUUUACUUAAAAUCUUCCCUCUUUGGUCAACCAGCAUAUUCCUCGCUGUUCCCAUUACAAGCCAAGCAAGCUUAGUCAUCCUCCAAGCCCUAACCAUGGACCGUCACCUCGGCCCAAACUUCAAAAUCCCCGCGGGAUCGUUCACCGUCAUCAUCUUCAUCUCCACCACCAUCUCACUAACCCUAGUCGAUCGGUUUCUCUACCCGAUUUGGCAGAAGUUGAUUGGACGAAUGCCACGACCUCUCGAACGAGUUGGUCUUGGCCACAUUUUCAAUAUUCUUUCUAUGGUAGUGUCAGCAUUGGUAGAAUCAAAGAGGCUCAAGAUUGUUCAUGCUCACCACCUUCAAGGUCAAGCUGAGGCAAUAGUUCCAAUCUCAUCACUGUGGCUUUUCCCACAGCUAGUUUUGGUUGGCAUUGGAGAAGCUUUACAUUUCCCUGGACAAGUUGGAUUGUACUAUCAAGAAUUUCCAAUAUCGUUGCGUAGCACGGCAACGUCGAUGGUCUCAGUGGUGAUUGCCAUUGCAUAUUAUCUUAGUACAGGUUUGAUCGAUCUACUUCAUAGGGUUACAAAAUGGUUGCCUGAUGAUAUUAAUAAAGGGAGACUUGACAAUGUUUAUUGGAUGAUAUCUGUGAUUGGAGUGAUUAAUUUUGGAUAUUAUUUAGUGUGUUCAAGAUGGUACAAGUAUCAAAAUAUUGAAAAUAGUGUGAAGGAUGAUUCUAUAACUGAAGAUUGAGAGUUCAUGUUAGUGUCAAGGAAAGGAGUUCAAAGUUCAGGUUUGUAAGAAUAUAGUAGAUAAUCUAUUAAGAAUCACUUUGAUGUAUAAAAGUGGAUAGAUAUCAGCUUUUUUUAAAAUCUACAGUUACUUGUGCCAAUAUGUUGUUGUAUUUAUAAAUUUUUAUUUUACUAAA